GUCUCAUAUUUUUGACUAUAGGCUAAAUAAGCCAAACUGUCUACUAUUUUCAAAAAAUAUUUCAUCUCGUGUAUUGUUUUCGUGUCCCCGUAGAAAUGUGUUUCUUUAUGUUGAACAUUGGACGCAUUUGAGCAGAAGAGGACCGUAAAGUGCUCUGAUGUUGGCCAAUUUGCGUAUCUAGGAUGGCGAAGGAAUGUCCCGCCCUUAUCCACCUCUGAUUGGCUGGUACCCGCUUCCUUUGUUUGUUGGAUUGGUUAGGUUUAGGCAUGAGGAAGGAGAUUGGUUAAGGUUAAGGUGAGAGUACCAGAGUAAGCCAAUCAGAGGCAGGGUAGGGCGGGACAUGGCUUCGUCCUCCUAGGAAAUAUAAAUUCGCCUCCGGUUGUGUUGAGUUCGGACUGGUUUAAACCGACAGAAAGCUGCCGGAGCUUCUCCUUCCGACCUGCGGGGAGAAACACGACCUUCACCCCGCACACAGUGAGAGUUUACACACACCCAGCUGCAGAUAUUCACUCCCAAUAUGUCCACUUUCUGUGUCCUGAGGACUCGAUGCUUCCUCCGGCAGGUAUUCCCCGGCCUGCCCGCCGCCAUGCAGAGACACUACAGCCUGGAUGUGUCCGCUCCGCUGCUGCGGACGCAGGGCUACGUAGACGGGCGCUGGGUCUCCGCAGCCUCGGUGUUCCCUGUGCUGGACCCGGCCACCGGGGAGGAGAUAGCCCGGGUGUCAGACUGUGGCCCCGCUGAGGCCAAGCAGGCUGUGGACGCUGCGUACAAGGCGUUUCAUUCCUGGAAGCAGUACAGUGCUAAGGAGCGGAGCGUCCUGUUGAGGAAAUGGUUCGACCUGCUGAUGCUGCACAAACAAGACCUGGCCAAACUGAUCACGUUCGAAUCUGGAAAGCCCCUGCAGGAGUCUCUCGGGGAGAUUGGGUACUCCGCCUCCUUCCUGGAGUGGUUUUCGGAGGAGGCGCGCCGAGUGUACGGCGACGUCGUCCCGUCGCCCGCCAAAGACCGAAAGAUCCUCCUCCUCAAGCAGCCCGUGGGCGUCUCCUCCAUCAUCACACCGUGGAACUUCCCCAGCGCGAUGAUCACCAGGAAGGCCGGCGCGGCUCUGGCUGCCGGCUGCACGGUGGUGGUGAAACCGGCGGAGGACACGCCGCUGUCGGCGCUCGCCCUGGCCGAGCUGGCGGAGCAGGCGGGCAUCCCCGCUGGCGUGUUCAACGUAGUGCCGUGCUCCCGAGAGAGGACUCCGUCGGUCGGGGAGGUUCUCUGCACUGACCCACUGGUGGCCAAAAUCUCCUUCACUGGCUCCACCGCCACCGGCAAGGUGCUGCUGAAACUGGCUGCUGACACUGUGAAGAAGGCGUCCAUGGAGCUGGGAGGCCACGCCCCCUUCAUCGUGUUCGACAGCGCCGACGUCGACAGGGCGGUGGCCGGCGCCAUGGCGUCCAAGUUCAGGAACUCUGGACAGACGUGCGUGUGUUCCAACCGGUUCCUGGUGCAGAGCGGCAUUCACGACCACUUCCUGGAGAAGCUGGGCCGAGCGAUGGACGCUGAGCUGCGCCUGGGUCACGGCGCGGAGCCCGGCACCACCCAGGGGCCCCUCAUCAACACCCGAGCUGCAGAGAAGGUGGUCCAGCAGGUAUCGGACGCGGUGUCGAGGGGGGCGAAGGUGCUGCGGGGCGGGAAGCGUCUGGACGGCUCCUUCAUGGAGCCCACUCUGCUGGCCGGCGUCACCACGGACAUGAUCUGCACCCAGGAGGAAACCUUCGGCCCGCUGCUGCCCGUCAUCAGGUUUAACACGGAGGAAGAGGCUCUGGCGAUCGCCAACGCAUCUAACGUCGGGCUGGCAGGUUACUUCUACUCGCAGGAUGUGAGUCAGAUCUGGCGGGUGGCGGAGGCGUUGGAGGUGGGGAUGGUCGGAGUCAACGAGGGCCUGCUGUCCACCCCUGAGGCCUCGUUCGGGGGGGUCAAACAGUCCGGUUUGGGCCGCGAAGGCUCAAAGUACGGCAUCGAAGAGUACCUGGAGGUCAAGUACAUGUGCUUCGGAGGCCUGAAACCCUGAAACCUAACGGAGCAGCGCCACAGGUCCAGACUGUGGUACUACACUCAUUUAACUGCAGUAAUCAUUAAAGGUCCUAGCUGUAGAUCUCAGGUUUGAAUUGAUUUAAUUUUCAAAAAGUUUCUAUAUCAGAAAUGUGGGUUUCUUUCCACCAAAUUUUCAAAAGAAAGUAACGUGGAUGGUUCCCUACAACGCUCUUCACAAGUAAAAUAACUGAUCAGUUCAAUACUUUCAUUGAAUUUGGGUGUUUUAUUCAAUGUUAUUAAUUAAUGUCAGAAAAAGCUUCUUAAAUGUGGGGGAAAAAACACAAAAGUGACAAAAAAACAUCGGAAGUAGUGACAAAUGAACUCAGAUAAAAGUGACAAAAGUGUCGAAAAAGACGACCAAAACGUUUUAAUUUUAAAUUUUGACCGAGAAAAUUCUGAUGUUUUCCUAAACCUAAAACAAGCAACACAAAGGUCCGCUUAAUGCUUUAUUGUUCACAUUUACAAACAUUUCUUUAUUAUUUUUUACAAGAGAAAAGAUUUUUAACAUGAUGACUAACUCAUGAGUCACACGCAGUUAUAAACUUCCCCAAAUCCAAUAAAGACCAGGACACACGAUGCUAAUGUUAGCAUGAACUCUGAGAAAAGCAUCAUUCAUGUUUCAGUCCCGAAUGCCGCUUCUUCAUGCCACAAAAUAAUGCAGUUUGCUAAUAAAUAUCCCUUCGGGAAAACAGAAAAAAGAAGCUGCACACUUGAUUAUGGAAGAAAAGGGAGAUUAACUGUGAUGAAAUGAAUAAAUGCACAAAACCGUUUUGCUAGAUUUUUGUAAAAUCAUUGUAUUGAACAUCCCGAUGUUGACGUCCUGUAGAAGCCUGUUCAUGUAAAAAUCUGUAUUUUUUUAUGAUUAAAAUACUUCUAUAUGCUUUCAAAGUGGGUCUAAAAAUAAUUCCAAGCAUCAGAAUUCGGCCAUUUAUACAAAAAUGUGUCAGCGUAUUUGUCUUGUGUUUGGAACAUUAGCAAGUUUCUGAAGUCCUUGAACACAUUUCAAUAAUAUCUGUAAAGCCCAGUUCAGACCAAAGAUUGUUGAAACUUGCAGCUACUUGCAACGCUCUGGUCUGCAGAGUUCUGAAAGCUGCAACUUUAAUAAGACAAGACGGUGUAUCAUCUGCAUAGCAACAACUCUGUACUUCUGUUCUAACUUCAGACUUUCAGGCUUUUGGGUAGCUGGAUAUAUCAUUUGUAGCGUCUUAAAAUAUGAAUGAGGAGAGUGAUAGUGAGAUGCUCGCUACAACUGCAUUUCUAGUAGAGAUGAAACGGAGAAAACAUUUUAUUUGUCUGAUUCUCUGCUUUGUUCUAUCGCCGUAGCCGCUCCCUCUCUUCAGUCUCUCUCUAGUCUCUCAAUGCCAGACCUUCCUCUACAGCGCUGUGGAGGAGGGUCUGGCUAGUCCACACAGCAUUCCUGGAUGGGAGAAAAACGUGCUCUGGUUUAUUGGCAUUUCUUUAAACCAAUCACAAUCGUCGAGGCGAAAUAGCCUCGGGAAGGAACUUGUUUUGGUGGAACGUGUACGUUCAAAAGUAGUUUGUCGUGCAAAACUAGUCCGAGACUGGCCUGAAACUUUUCCUGCAACGAUCCAAAAUUAUUUAAUUUCACUGAGAAUCUAUGGUCUGAACUGGGCUUUAAACCUCUGUGUUGCAUAAACAUGUUCAUAAAUACAUAAAUGAAUAUAAAAUGUUGAACAAGCGGCGUGAUGUUAAUGUUAGGACGCCAGCUUUUAACAUGUAUGCAUGCACUUAUUAUUUUUGUAUUUUUUUUAAACAUAUUUCUUUACGGAGAUAAAUACCAUGAGAAGAUGUAAGUAAUUAUUGUGGUACGGUAGUUUAAUAAAUACCUUGUUACUGUUUAGAUUGAUGUUGUUGGGCAGGUUUUGUUUUAAACUUCUGACAGAUAACCACAGGAAGUAAAAUCAUGGUCGCCAAUGUUAUAAGUGCCAUAAAACAGACUUUUAUUUCUAAUGUGAAGUGAAAAUUGUCUUAACUGUGAUAUAAUGUUGUCGUCAUAGUUAAUGUAAAAAGAGGGGAUACAUUUUUGUAUUUCUGACUAUAGAUAUUAAUGGAAAAUUAAAGAGGAAAUUGUAAUACUA
Messenger RNA from Perca fluviatilis (European perch), 4181 nucleotides. RefSeq names its product aldehyde dehydrogenase 5 family, member A1 (succinate-semialdehyde dehydrogenase) (gene aldh5a1). Gene Ontology annotation, biological process: GABA catabolic process. The record is from RefSeq and is a predicted model, not a curated record. Gene Ontology annotation, molecular function: succinate-semialdehyde dehydrogenase (NAD+) activity. NCBI's taxonomy places the organism in Eukaryota, Metazoa, Chordata, Actinopteri, Perciformes, Percidae. The transcript is spliced from 10 exons. The coding region runs from base 518 to 2059 and encodes 513 amino acids.